Messenger RNA from Silurus meridionalis, 3281 nucleotides. It is a transcript of the gene trmt10b, whose product is annotated as tRNA methyltransferase 10B. Gene Ontology annotation, cellular component: nucleus; nucleoplasm. The record is from RefSeq and is a predicted model, not a curated record. The transcript has 9 exons. Lineage: Eukaryota; Metazoa; Chordata; Actinopteri; Siluriformes; Siluridae. Gene Ontology annotation, molecular function: tRNA binding. Gene Ontology annotation, biological process: tRNA N1-guanine methylation. Bases 152 to 1084 code for a protein of 310 amino acids.
CAAAUCCACAAUUAAAAGUGCGCCCCGCCUCCCACCGCCUGUCAUUACGACAUCAACGUGCGACAAAGCGUGAUACAAUGGUAUCACGUGUGUGAUGGAAAGAUACUGUUUGUUAUUUGAACCUAGUCGUCUUGCUUGAUUAUCUAUAAAAAUGAACGAAUCUGUGGGAAUUGUUGAGAAACAAAAUCCGAGCUUUGGAGACCGGGGUGUACAUGAUGAAUCUGUGUCGGACAUGAUUAAGUUUCUCAGUAUUGAUGUGGAUCUGAUCUCUGGCUCGUCAAACAGAGAGGAAACCUUAUGUUCGAAAAAUGUGAUGCGGAAACAGCGGAACUGGGAGAGGAGACUGGAGGCAAAAAAGAACAAGAGGAAAGAGGAAAAACAGAGAAGGAAGCAGAAUCGGCAAGAUAAAGUAGGUGUUGAGUCUCAGCUCAGUAAACGUGUGAUGAAGGCUAUCACAAGAGAGCGUCUGGAGGAGGCGAGAGCAGCUGGACCAAGGCUUUGUGUGGAUCUGAGCAUGAGCGACUGCAUGUCACACAAAGAAAUCAGUCGUCUCGCCGGUCAAAUCAGACGUUUGUAUGGGUCAAAUAAGAAAGCAGUGCAGCCGUUUCACCUCUUUCUCACAGACAUGAAAGAAGACAGUCUGCUUUAUAAAGAGUGCAUCAGAAUGAAUGAAGGCUUUCUGAACUACUUGAUGGAUAUCACUGAAGAAAGUUGGAUUGACCUCUUUCCCAGUCAUGAAGUAAUUUAUUUAACUCCAGAUGCUAGUGAAGCCCUAGAGGAAGUGAAUGGAAACAAAGUCUACAUUCUCGGAGGCCUGGUUGAUGAGAGCAUUCAAAAGAAACGGACCUACACCAGGGCAAAAGAGCUUGGCGUACAGAUGGCAAGACUUCCCAUUGAUGAGUACAUGAUGAAAAGACCAAACAUCAAGAAUUUUCACUCAAAGAUUUUAGCCAUUAACCAAGUAUUUGAAAUCCUGCUGACUUAUGGUGAUACUGGAAGCUGGAGCAAAGCCCUCAGAGCUGGAGUUCCCACAGGAAAGGGAUACAUUGUGUCUUCUGAAGCUGAAUCCAAUGAUGACCAAUAACUGAUGACUAAUAACCCAUAUACCAGCACAACAUAUGGAUAUUGUGAAAUUUCUCAUGCUUUAGAGAAAGAAUUGAGGAAUGAUUUUGCACUGAUCUGGUGGUUCAAAUGUGAUUUUAAAAUAUGAAAUAAUGCUCAGCACUGACCAAGUGUUAAAGCAAUGACCAGAUUAUUAUAUUAGCACAGCGGUGACUAUUGUUGUUCUGUGAACACUAAUUUUGCCACUAAGCAUGACAUCCUUCUGUUUAUUUUAUUCCUAGCUUAAACAUCUUUUUAAUUAUUCAGGUCAAAUUUAUUAGUACUGCACUUUUAACAAUAGACAUUGUUAAAAAGCACCAUUACAUAAAUAAAUAUGUACAGCCGAUCUGAUUUUAAAUUAUUUUCUGUGUACGGUUGCUUUAUGUGACUUUUGUUUAAAAUGUUUUUUUUUUUUUCCUGCUUACUGAUUAAGAUUUAAAUGCAAUUGAGUUUGUGGAAGUUUCAAAUUCACCUUAAAGGAUUCUUCAGAGAAGAGGUACCAUCAACAGUAAUCUAAUGUAUCUUUAGGCUGGCCAUGUAGCCCAUUUUAUUUAUUUAUUUAUUUAUUUAUGUGAUAGAAUGAACAAAUUACAUAAUUUAAAUGCAAUUAGUUUCCUCUCAAAACUGCAGCUUCUCAUCAGGGUGUAUUGUACAGUGUUUUCUAAUUAUUUUGAAUUGAUAUUAUUUAUCUAAAUGCACAUUUCAGUUAAUAAUUUCAUGGUAUUUGUAUUUUCCAUGUGAAUACAUAAAAAAAAAAAAAAAAGCUUUUUUCUCUUUAUGCUGAAAUAUGGCCUUCUUGAAUUUAUCCAUAAUUACCGUCAUGUCUAGAAAUUUUGACAGAAACUAUUCCUAUCUGUAUUUUAAGAUAAAGGUUUGGGUCAGUUAACUCAUAUUUGGAUUAAAGGUACACAAGUUAUUUAAACUGUAUGAAAUAAAGAAAGAGUAUACCAUAAAGAUAUACAGUAAAACUGUAGUAACAUUUAGGCCUAAUUUUAGAAUCAGUUACACAUUCUUUUUUUCCAAAUAGAUGUCAUGCAAACAAGAAUUGGGUUCUUAAAAUUCUGUGAUUAAAAAUCUAUCAAAAUAAGAUUGGUAGUUUGAAUCAUAAGAAACACAUCAGCCAAGUUUAUUUAAAAGGUUUACUACAGCAGUAGUUGUAGUUUUUAUUUUAGUAAUUUAUGUUGAUAAGAGGGGGAUGGCAGUGGUAACAAAAUACAUUCUAAACUGUUUGAUAGAAUUAUAAUGGGGAAAAAAAGCAGUUGAGCCAAUGUAAACAAUGCUACAGAAGAACUCAAUGCUACAGUAAUUCAUGCAAGUAGCCCAUUACAGACUGUGAUAAACAGACAUAUGUGUACAUCCUGUUAUAUACAAUGUAUUAUGAAUUUAAUUUGUUUGUUACAAGCUUUUCUGUUUAUAAUCAAGGUUGUCAUUUAAUUGAAUCCACCGCGGAUCAACAAGUGGACGCGGUUAAAGUCUAAUGGCUUAGCGUUCUAAACUUUUGGGUGCUGAGAACUAAAACCAUAAACAAAUGCUUUACAUUGCAGUGUUUUUUUGUACAUCAUAAAAUCAUUAUUAUCAAACUAAAAUCCAUUGUAGAAACUUAUUGGACUCUGUGUGCUUAAUGGAGCCUGAUUGUCUCCAUUGGUGUCACACGUUGAUAGACACCAACAUGUGACCUACAAGAUGCCAGUGUGUAUUAGUCCUUGAUUGUGCCCAUGAGAUUUAACAUGAACCAUUACAGUUUCACUGUCAUUGUGUCACAAACACAAAUCAAUUAUUCCAAAUGGUUUAUCACAAGCUCACCCCAAAUUAAAACUAUUUUACUUUACAAAUAAUUGUGAAACUGCUCUUGUAUUCUAAAACUAUGAUAAGAGAAGCCAAAUCCAAGUUGCAUUAACUAGUCUUUUAGGCUAAUGAUCCGAUUCAGUAACACACAGUCGAUAAAAACAGAAAGACUAAUUUGGCAAAAGAGAUGGACCUGUGUGAGGCACAGACACGCUGUAUUUCAAACUAUAGGUCAUUGUCUACAAUGUGUUAUCUGCUCAAUUAUCUAUAUAUAGCUUAUAAUUAAAUUAAGCAAAUUUAAGUCACAUUUUAAGUCUUUAACUUGAUAUACUCAUUACUAAGCCUUUUGUCAACCUUUUGUCUUUCUUAUGUAUUUGUAAUUUAAAUGCACACGU